GGCGGGCGCUGCCCACCCAGCGGAGUCGAGCGGCGUGCCGAGGCUACAAGUGCGGCGGCUGGUGAUUGGGGGACUUUCUCCGGGAGCCUUGCGGGGAGAGCGCACGGUGCUCGAGCCACACCGGGUGGCCGAAGUAGAAGACUUUCCGGAAGCUGCUGGGGGAUGUCUGACUAGCUUUCAUGGAGCUCUACUCCCUUGCUAAGAAGAGCAACAAGGCAGACCUCUGUGAUGCCAGGGACUGGAGUUCCAGAGGGCUUCCUGGUGACCAGGCAGAUAUGGCAGCCACAAGAACUGCUCUCUGCUGUCAGAGACAGUGUGAGUCUACCCCAAGAGCAAUUGAGAUGGAAGGGUCUAAACUUAGUCCUUCUCCAGCAUCCCCUUCCUUCUCUCUGCAAAACAGUACCCUUCUUCCACAUGCUUUUCCACCAGGACCUCUCCACUCAGGGAACAACCAAAUAACAGCAGAACAGAAAGUUUGUAACUGCUGCAGCCAGGAAUUAGAAACUUCUUUUACCUAUGUGGACAAAAACAUCAACUUGGAGCUGCGGAACCAGAGCUCGCCAUCAGUAAAAGGGCAUGACCACCCUGGGGAGCUUGGCUGGGAAAAUCCAAACGAGUGGUCCCAAGAGGCUGCCAUAUCUUUGAUAUCUGAAGAGGAGGAUGAUACAAGUUCAGAAGCCACGUCUUCAGGGAAGUCCAUAGACUAUGGUUUCAUCAGCGCCAUCUUGUUCUUGGUCACUGGCAUCCUGCUGGUGAUCAUCUCUUACAUUGUCCCGCGGGAAGUGACUGUGGACCCCAACACUGUGGCAGCCCGGGAGAUGGAGCGCCUGGAGAAGGAGAGCGCGAGGCUGGGGGCUCACCUAGAUCGCUGUGUGAUUGCGGGGCUCUGCCUCCUCACGCUGGGGGGUGUCGUACUGUCCUGCUUGCUAAUGAUGUCCAUGUGGAAGGGGGAGCUCUAUCGUCGAAACAGAUUUGCCUCUUCCAAAGAGUCUGCAAAACUCUAUGGUUCUUUCAACUUCAGGGUGAAGACCAGCACGAAUGAAAACACUCUGGAACUGUCCUUGGUAGAGGAAGAUGAGCUCGCUGUACAGAGUUAAUUCUGGUUGUGAACAUCUUGAGAGUCUGCCUUGGCAUUUUAUAGUAUGAAAAAAGAAGUUAAUUUGUAAAAAAAAAAAAAAAUCACAGUGCAAUUUAUUUGCCUGGCAAGAAAAGUUUAUUUCACAAACCUACAGGCAAUGAGUGAUUUUGUUCUCCAUGUGUCUUCUAUUUAGAAGAAAAGCCAUGUAAGAUGUAUAAGAAACCACAACCAGCCACACCGAUCCUUCUGAAGAGCUGAAGACUAAUUGAUCUGUAAUGGCCAAGAACUUCUACUUCAAUAGAAAUAUAUUUCUAAUGAUCCAGUACACAAAUAUGUGAUAUUACUCUUUGGACACUAGGUAGUCCUAUGCAUAGUAGGAUCAAUUGCUAAUCUAUUUUGUGAAAGAGAACUAAGCACUAAUCAAUAAUAAGGCUUACAUUUAAUUCUCAACGGUGCUUAUCCAUUUUCUUGCUAAAUUAUCCUUCUCGUUAUUUGACUAAAACACUAAAAUAUGGAGAUUUGAGUUUGAAUAUUUUGAAGUUUGAGGAUGUUGGGCUGUUUUUAUUAUAAAAAAUACUAUGUUUGAAAUUAUUCCUGUAUUCAAAAAUGGCAAUUAAGUCAUUAGGAUAAACUUUCUAAUAAAAGAAAAUUAUGUCAAUCAU
Molecule: messenger RNA, 1740 nt
Organism: Callithrix jacchus (white-tufted-ear marmoset)
Lineage: Eukaryota; Metazoa; Chordata; Mammalia; Primates; Cebidae
Gene: TMEM74
Product: transmembrane protein 74
Source: RefSeq, a predicted model, not a curated record